AUGCCCCGCCUAUCCGUCCCAACGCCAUGCCCCGCCUAUCCGUCCCAACGCCAUGCCCCGCCUGUCCGUCCCAACGCCAUGCCCCGCCUGUCCGUCCCCAACGCCAUGCCCCGCCUGUCCGUCCCCAACGCCAUGCCCCGCCUGUCCGUCUCCAACGCCAUGCCCCGCCUAUCCGUCUCCAACGCCAUGCCCCGCCUAUCCAUCCCAACGCCAUGCCCCGCCUAUCCAUCCCAACGCCUUGCCCCGCCUAUCCAUCCCAACGCCAUGCCCCGCCUAUCCAUCCCAACGCCAUGCCCCGCCUAUCCAUCCCAACGCCAUGCCCCGCCUAUCCAUCCCAACGCCAUGCCCCGCCUAUCCAUCCCAACGCCAUGCCCCGCCUAUCCAUCCCAACGCCAUGCCCCGCCUAUCCAUCCCAACGCCAUGCCCCGCCUAUCCAUCCCAACGCCAUGCCCCGUCCGUCUCCAACGCCAUGCCCCGUCCGUCACCAACGCCAUGCCCCGCCUAUCCGUCCCAAAUGUGUCCCACACAAAAACACAUCUGAGCUAA
Messenger RNA from Oncorhynchus nerka (sockeye salmon), 546 nucleotides. RefSeq lists its product as uncharacterized. The transcript has a single exon. The record is from RefSeq and is a predicted model, not a curated record. Lineage: Eukaryota; Metazoa; Chordata; Actinopteri; Salmoniformes; Salmonidae. Bases 1 to 546 code for a protein of 181 amino acids.